This is a messenger RNA of Plutella xylostella (diamondback moth), 2076 nucleotides long. RefSeq names its product peroxisomal N(1)-acetyl-spermine/spermidine oxidase. The record is from RefSeq and is a predicted model, not a curated record. NCBI's taxonomy places the organism in Eukaryota, Metazoa, Arthropoda, Insecta, Lepidoptera, Plutellidae. Gene Ontology annotation, molecular function: polyamine oxidase activity.
CCAACUUGGAGGAAACUUUUUGCCGUGAAAUCGCUCCCCAGCGCAGAACAUCUUUGUUCUGUCAUGUCAUUGAGAAAUAGCACAAUGACAGUACCGUGAUAAUAAAUUGUUUGUUGUGAUAAAUUAAACUUCUUACACUUUACCUAUGAUAAAUUUUAGUAAAUUGAGACUUGCAGCCUUUGCAAGAACAUGCAGGCUAUUGCAGACGCGAUGGGGCUCACAACUCGUGGAGUGCGGUCCGGACCUAUCAGAGCAAGGCAUCUGCGCGGUGGACCCGUGCGACCCCUCGCAAUGCUUUGACCAGCCUCGCGUGGUCAUCAUCGGGGCCGGCAUGGCGGGGCUGUCGGCCGCCGCCCGGCUGGCGACUAAGGGCAUCACUGACUUCACCGUGCUGGAGGCUAAUGAGAGACCUGGCGGACGUAUUCACUCGUGCUGGCUGGGCGACGUGGUGGCCGAGCUCGGCGCGCAUUGGAACUCGGACUCUGUGACCAGCAACCCCAUCAUGAGUCUGAAGGCCUACGAGGACCCGCCCCGCCCCGGCGUGCCCGCCGCCGAGCACCCCCGCGGCCUCAUGGACCGAGUCGUUGCCGGCAAAAUGGAGUUCCCAACUACUAUUACAGCUUACCACAAGUUCCGCCAGAUAGAGAAGGAAGCUGCUCAUUUGUACGCCCUCGGAGGCAGCAAGCAACACGGGUCGAUGUUGAACUUCAUGAGCAUAAGGAUACAGCAGGAGCUGCACCAGUACCCGGAGGAGCAGCAGCACGACGCGGCGCGGGUGAUGUUCGGGCUGGUGCACAUGCUGCAGGCGAAGUGCGCGGGCGACGCGGCGCUGCUGUGCGCGGACCACGGCGGCUGCUUCAUGCGCCUGCCCGGCGGCGACGUGCGCGUGCCGCUCGGCCUCGUGGGCGCGCUCGCCCCCCUCCUGCGCCAGAUCCCCGACGGAUGCAUAGAGUACUGUAAACCUGUCAACUGUGUUUACUGGGGAACCAGCCCCAAGACGGGAUAUCGCGCCGUGGUGCAAACUACCGACGGCUCGGAGUACCCAGCGGACUAUGUUAUUGUCACAGUUUCUCUCGGCGUGCUGUCCCAGUGCCACGACAGGAUGUUCUGUCCCGCGCUACCCGGAGCCAAGCUGGACGCGAUACGCUGCCUCGGGUUCGGAGCUUGUAACAAAAUCUUCAUGGAAUACUGUCACCCGUUCUAUUACUGGCACAAAGGGGACCUCAACACGCUGAAUGUCGGUGGUACGUCUUUCGCGGGGCUCUGCGGCUGGUUGCAGGGGCUGGGGCGCAUAGAGGUGGUGCCUCAUAGCAAGCACGUGCUGUGUGCCUAUUUGUCAGGCGAUGGAGCUGUAAGCAUGGAAAGUCUGUGUGACAUGGACGUGGCCGAGGGUAUCACUGACGUGUUGAGGAAGUUGACUGCAAACCCUAACAUACCGUAUCCGAAAAUGAUGCUGAGGUCUCAUUGGUGCACCGAUCCGUACUUUGCUGGGGCGUAUUCUUAUGACGUUAGUAAUUCUGGGGGGCAAGCGCAGAGGGCGCUGGCGUGCCCGCUGCCGGGGGGCAGUGACCCGGUGCCGCCGGUGCUGCUGUUCGCCGGGGAGGCCACGGUGCCGGGGCACUACGCCACGGUGGGCGGCGCCAGGCUCAGCGGCAUCCGGGAGGCGGAGAGGAUCGUCGAGCUCACGGUGCGGCUCAAAGGACCCCCGCUGCCCACAGACAAACCUAAAGAAACAAAAGUAGAAGCUCAGGCGAAAUAAAUGAACAUUGUAAUAAAAUGUCAUAUCCAAGCUUCGUUCGUUAUUGUAAAAGUAACAUUUUCACUGUUUACUAAGUACAGACUCGUCAUAAGCGAGUUGCCGAGACAAUUUCCGGUUAGUUCGGAACUUUGAAGAUACUUAAGAGUUGGAAUGAUUCAUCUUUUCUCAUUUGUUCGUGCCAACUAACUGAAACGAAGCAAAGAAAUUGUUUUUAUUCUGUGUACCUAUACCAACGAAACUUUUUAAGACCGACUUACUAAGUUUGUUAUUGUUUAAAUAUGACUUUUUGUUUAUUUGAAAUGUUUCUUUAAAUUAUA